Messenger RNA from Dioszegia hungarica, 636 nucleotides. RefSeq lists its product as uncharacterized. The coding region runs from base 1 to 636 and encodes 211 amino acids. Lineage: Eukaryota; Fungi; Basidiomycota; Tremellomycetes; Tremellales; Bulleribasidiaceae. The record is from RefSeq and is a predicted model, not a curated record. The transcript is spliced from 2 exons.
AUGGCUACCAUCGACAACGUCUCCGCCAUCGAGGACUGCGAGACCGCCAACCCCACCAUCAACUACGAGGACCCCCUUCUCUCCCUCCUCGGUGAGCCCCUCCCUGGAUACACUACCACAUUCAAGGCCCACUGCCCCAAAUGCGAACGCGUCGAAGACUUCCGCAUCGACCACAAGCCAGCCUCCGAGUUCGUCGGCCCUGCAGCUGAACACGGCACCAGCUUUGAGAUCACUUCUCUGUCGGACUCCGGCAAGUCAGUCAUUGCUACCAUCGAAGCGCAGGACAAGAUCGCAGCCUGGGCCCGAUUGUGGUGUGCAGUCACCGCUCCAGCUGAAGCUGCGAGUGCGGGCCCGACUUGCCUGACGAAGGUGUUUGCUUCCCUUGCCGACAAAAGCGCAAAGGAGGUUCGAGACGACACGGAGAAAGAGGGCGACAAAGAGAAAGAGGGCGACAAGGAGACAGAGGGCGACAAGGAGAAAGAGGGCGACAAGGAGGAAGAGGGCGACGAGUCGGGCAUGUUAGCUACUGAUCCGAGGGGCCUCAUGACCGUCUUGACGAUGGGGGACAGUCUGGGGUUGUUCGAGGAAGAUGACGAGGAAGUAGAUGAGAUCGAUGUUCAGUACGAGGAUCAGUAG